Molecule: messenger RNA, 2531 nt
Organism: Malania oleifera
Lineage: Eukaryota; Viridiplantae; Streptophyta; Magnoliopsida; Santalales; Ximeniaceae
Exons: 11
Coding region: 92-1891 (599 amino acids)
Source: RefSeq, a predicted model, not a curated record
ACCAUUUUAACCAUACGUGGGUGAACAUUGAUCUUUUGGUGGUUGCUCAGCGAUCAAAGCAUCGGCGCGCAGAAGAGUGGUGGCAUUCUGAAUGCCGAUAAUUCAGUCGGACGGACUUCCGGCGCUUCAGAUGGCGACCACUCUCCGCCAGUUGAACCCAAAUCCGCGCGUCUCACGCGUCGCCGCGUGGGGGCUUCCAGCAAGGGCUGCAUCUUUCUUAAGCUCGGUGAAGCUGAGAGCUUUUUCCGCCGACGGAAAUGAGACCGUCGAUAAGGUCUCUAGCAAGCCUUCGAUAUGUACCGCCGACGAGCUCCAUUACGUUUCCGUGUCGAAGUCCGAUUGGAGGCUGGCUCUCUGGCGCUACACGCCUUCCCCUCAAGCUCCAACGAGGAACCAUCCGCUGCUGCUUUUAUCGGGGGUGGGGACUAAUGCCAUCGGAUACGAUCUCUCUCCUGGGUCUUCAUUUGCUCGUUACAUGUCCAGCCAAGGAUAUGACACAUGGAUUCUUGAGUUUCGAGGCGCUGGCUUAAGCAUACAAGGAUUAGAUACCAAAGGAAGUGAACAAUCAGCUAAUGUCAUCUCAGAGCAGAUGGAAGCAGUUGCUAGUAGUGCAAAUGAAGUUGUCUCAGCUGACCAGGAGUCGACCAGCAUUUGUGGGGCUUUGUCUGAGUCUGAGAUCUCUAAUGUUGAAAGAGACCUAACAGGGAUAGCUACAAUAAGCGAUGAAUCAAAAUUGGUGACUAAGCUGACAGAAACAUUUAUGCGUUUAUCAGAAAGAUUUUCUGGAUUUCUUAGUGAAGGUCAAUCAAAGAUAAUGUCUGCUAAAUUAUUUGAUCAAAUAUCAAAACUCUUAGGAGAUUCUCAAUUGUCUGAUCGCUUCAAUGAGAUUAGGAUAAAGCUUUCAAAUUUGUUGGAAUUGAGGCAAAACUCUACUAUUGCUGGUCAAAUUAGGGAUCUAAGUGAAAGACUUGUAAAUGUUAUUGAGGAAGGUCAACGGUCUGUUUCACCUCAGUUUUUUGACUUGCAAGAACUUUUUUCGACAACAUUAGAAGAUUUCCAGAAACAGCUUGAGCUGGUUGUGAAGUAUGAUUGGGAUUUUGAUCACUACCUGGAAGAGGACGUUCCUGCUGCGAUGGAAUACAUAAGGUCUCAAAGCAAUCCAAAGAAUGGUAAAUUGCUUGCAAUUGGACAUUCAAUGGGAGGUAUCUUGCUGUAUGCAAUGUUGUCACGAUGUGCUUUUGAAGGAAGAGACUCCGGAUUGGCAGCUGUGGUUACUUUGGCAUCGUCGCUUGACUACACUUCUUCAAAAUCAUCGCUCAAAUUGCUCUUACCCCUAGCUGAUCCUGCACAGGCUCUCAAUGUUCCUGCUGUUCCUUUGGGGACAAUAUUGGCUGCGACUUUUCCUCUCUCAUCUCGUCCUCCUUAUGUAUUGUCUUGGCUGAACCCUUUGAUAUCAGCAGAGGACAUGAUGCAUCCAGAAUUGUUGAAAAAGCUUGUCUUGAACAACUUCGGUACUAUACCUGCUAAACUCAUCUUGCAGUUAACAACAGCUUUUAAAGAAGGUGGAUUAAGUGACAGGGGUGGUAAUUUUCUCUACAAAGAUCAUCUUUAUAGAAGUAAUGUCCCUAUCUUGGCACUUGCAGGAGACCAAGACUUAAUUUGCCCACCUGAAGCUGUUUAUGAAACUGUUAAACUAAUUCCUGAGCACUUCGUUACCUAUAAAGUAUUCGGAGGACAUGGAGGUCCACAUUAUGCUCACUAUGAUUUGGUGGGAGGACGUUUGGAAGCAUUGAUUACCAAGACCCUCUUUUUAGCAAAUUGUCUUGUUAAAGCAUUGGAGGAAGUAUAUCCUUGCAUAAUCCAGUUUCUGAAUCGUUAUGAUUUGACAUGAUCAUGAAGAGUUUGAAACUUCUAUCGACAAUUCAAUGAGGCAGAAGUCAUUUCCUAACUGGCACUAGUUCUCUUUCAUCAUAUUGUGUUCUCGUCACCAUUGUCAUCAUCAUUCAUCUCUAGUAUGACAUCAUUAAUCUUGCUUUUCCAUUCUGAACUGUCCACAAUUCUCUUCAAAAGGGAGGCUGUGUGGAUGAAGCAUUCUAUGUGGGAUAUUAGCCAAUCAAAAUCCUGGCUGAAAGUCGUACACUUAGGAUGUUAGGGGCUGUGCGUAUUUUUUAUAAUAUAUAUAUAUAUAUAUAUAUAUAAUGGUCUAAAUACGCAGUUAAGGUGAUUUUAGUGCAGUUCAUGUUACGACAAAUUAACAUUCUGGAUGUAGUGAAGAAACUGUUGAAGAAUGCAAGGGGUUGUGUGUACUUCAGAUUGCAAAUGUUCCCUUGAACAUCCUUUUUGAAUGGAUGGGUGUGGGUGUGUGUCCUGAAUAUGAUUGUACUCAUGCUCCCCAGAGCUAAUUUUACUUAUUUGAUUUCCAAAAAUAUUUGAUGUUUUAUUUGCGUCAGAUGCUUUAGUUGUUUCAAUUGUAUUCAUACGCCUGUAGAUUAACUACUGAAAGGAAAAGAUAAUUAUGGGUUUCUUUUGUU